Messenger RNA from Globicephala melas (long-finned pilot whale), 1362 nucleotides. It is a transcript of the gene CCNQ, whose product is annotated as cyclin Q. Gene Ontology annotation, cellular component: nucleus. Gene Ontology annotation, biological process: regulation of transcription by RNA polymerase II. Gene Ontology annotation, molecular function: cyclin-dependent protein serine/threonine kinase regulator activity. Lineage: Eukaryota; Metazoa; Chordata; Mammalia; Artiodactyla; Delphinidae. The record is from RefSeq and is a predicted model, not a curated record.
GGCGGGCGGGCCGGCCGGGGCGGGGCGGGAUCUCCGCUCCCGCCGUGAGCACCCGGGGAGCCGGCCGCCUCGCGUCCGGGCCCUUCUCGUGGGGGAUCUGGGCCCGUGGGGCGGGACCUCAUGGAAGCAGUUGGCCCGGGGACCUGCGAUGGAGGGGAUGCGGCACUGGGCGCGGAGGGGCGGCCAGCACCCGAGGCGAGGGUGCACUUCCGAGUGACGAGGUUCAUCAUGGAGGCAGGAAGUUUUGCAAAGUGUAUAAGGAAGGAUGGCAGUGCCUCCUCAUAUACCCCCUACAUCUGCUUGGAGGAUCCGUGUGAACCAGGUGUCAAGCUAGGGAUGCGGUCCAUCCCCAUCGCCACCGCCUGUGCCAUAUACCAUAAGUUCUUCUGCGAGAUCGACCUGGACGCCUAUGACCCCUACUUGGUGGCCAUGUCUUCCCUUUACUUGGCCGGCAAAGUGGAGGAACAGCGCCUGCGCACUCGUGACAUCAUCAACGUUUCCAACAGGUACUUCCACCCGGACAGCGAGCCCUUGGAACUGGACUCGCGCUUUUGGGAGCUCCGGGACAGCAUCGUGCAGUGCGAGCUGCUCGUACUGCGGGUUCUGCGUUUCCAGGUCUCCUUCCAGCACCCUCACAAGUACCUGCUCCACUACCUGUUGUCCGUCAAGAACUGGCUGAACCGUUACAGCUGGCAGCGGAGCCCCGUCUCCAUCACCGCCUGGGCCCUGCUGCGCGACAGCUACCACGGGGGGCUGUGCCUCCGGUUCCAGGCUCAGCACAUAGCCGUGGCGGUGCUCCACCUGGCCCUGCAGGCCUAUGGGGUCGAGGUGCCUGCUGAGGCCGAGGCCGAGAAGCCAUGGUGGCAGGUGUUUAGUGAAGACCUUACCAAGCCAAUCAUUGAUAACAUUGUGUCUGAUCUCAUUCAGAUUUAUACCAUGGACACAGAGAUCCCCUAAGGCCCUGGUCCAGGCCUGCCCAAAGAGAAGUCCGUGACGCUCGGCAGCCUGGGGAUGGUACCGCCACAGGGCCGUGAACGCCAGCCCCCAGAGGACCCGCUGGAAGGGCUGGUGAAGGCGAUGACUGUCCCCGGCAGCCGUGGUCUGGACAGUGACAGGAGCCACGCCUUCAGCGGGCGGGCUUGAAGUUCACCGCGAGGGGCUGCCGAGGCCAGGCGCCGCGUCUGCUUUUGUCCUUUGAGAGGACCUGACUGCCGUGGAGGGUGACGUCAUCGGAAGGAAAAUCAGAGAAAGGAUGGGACUGAGCCCCUGGGGAUUUUUUAAAAGCCUGAUUUAUAGAAUGAAUGAAUGUGCAACAUAGAUGGAACUUUAUUUUGUGUAAUAAAAGAUACAAAUGAACUGGGA